AUGUCAGUCCAACAGCUGCUUCAUUUAUCUGGUUCAACAACUAGUUCAAUUGUGAAUUUAGUCCAAAAACUAAUUCAAUUAGUUGAUCCGACAACUGAUUCAAUAAUUUGUUUGUCUGACUGGGUAUUAGGUGCUAUUUUUCCUCUUAUCAUUUUAAUUAUAUUUGGUAUUCUUACAUAUCGAAAUCUUCAUCUUAUGACGACUAUUAAUGAUCAACAACAAUCUAUUCCAACUCGUUUAUCAAUGUGGGAACGACAAAUAACAAGAAUGAUGAUUAUUCAAACAGUGUUAAAUGUAUCAUGUACACUUCCUCAUUGUAUCUUCCUGAUUUAUACAAUAGCGACAGUUCAACAAAGAGCAAUGAAAAGUUUAAAUCAAAUUUAUAUUGAAUAUCUAUUGGCUCUAUUGUGUGCAUAUAUAGUCUCUCUCGAUUUUGCUUCAUCAUUUUAUAUAUAUUUUCUUUCUUCAUCACGUUUUCGAAAAACAACCAAAAUGUAUCUAAAACGUCUUUUACAUUUGGGAAAUGAUCAAGUUACUCCUUUCAACAUUUCUGCUUCAACAGUACCAGUUACUGGUACAAAAACCCAUAACAGACAAUAUCGAAUGGUCUAUUUAAACUAA
Rotaria sp. Silwood2 is the source of this 621-nucleotide messenger RNA. NCBI's taxonomy places the organism in Eukaryota, Metazoa, Rotifera, Eurotatoria, Philodinida, Philodinidae. The record is from the annotation of a GenBank genome assembly.